ACCAGCAUGGACUCUGAUAGAUCCUUGUCUGGUACGCCGGGUACACCUGGAAGCAAUAUGAGCACAUCUAGCUCUUUGGCUCCUGGUAAUCGUAUUAUGUCUGUUAAAUCCUCUAUUGAUGGUAUUGGUUGGGACCCAGAGCGACGUGAAAGGCUCGAAGAAUAUGUAGUGACAGUCCACAACAUCACUACACACGCAUACUCACUCUCAAAGUACAUUUUUUUGCGUGCCAUUCAAGAAGAUGAGAACUUUGAUAUCAGGCAAUGUAUCAAUUGUGAUUUUUUUGCAGAGGUGUGGCUCAAACUGACUCGCAUUUAUUACGAUUCCAAAGCAAGACCAGUUGAACAUAUGCGGGCUUUUUACGAACUGGCUUUAUCAUUUAUUGAUAUAGAAUUACCUGUGUUUAAUUGCUUCCCAUUACGCCGCUCUUGGAUUCCUUGCUACACAACCAUCGAUUCAAAAAUUCUUUGUCAAAAUAUUCUUGGUCGUCGGUGGACUAAUCGUCAAGAUAAGAUAGCACUUUGGCGUGAAUUAAUUAACCUAAACUCGGAUGCACUCAAACACCAAGAAAAUGGCGAGCUCCAGUUUAAAGGAACUAUUCAAACGGAUGGAGUAGGUGUAACUUACAUUUCACAAGAGAUUGCUCAAGAAACUGUUGGAAGAUGUGUUACAAUUGAUCCUGGGCGAAGAGAUUUGCUAUUCUGUGUGCAUGAAAACUCAACCGCAAACAAUCCAAACAAGUUUCGAUUUACCAAACAAUACCAAGACAAGUUUGAAAAAAUUAACAAAUACCGUAGAAUCCGUGAAGCUGUGAAACCCGCUAGAGUAGCAGCCGCUGAAAGGCUUUUGGUUAAUUAUGAUUCCUUGAAUAGAGAUGAAUUUGAACAGUAUCUUGAAAACAGGUCCAAUAUGACAGGCAUCAUCCAAAUCCACUAUGUCAACUUCCGAACCAACCAUCGUACUGCUCAUUCCUUGCACAGAAAAUUGCGGCUAUCUGCCUAUAUUAGAAGACAGCAAGAAAACGAGGAUCUUAUUUCAAAAAUAUAUGAACAGUUUGGUGUCGAAGCUGUUUAUGUUAUGGCCAUGACUAAUAACACAAAUAGGAUUGUUCCUCGUCUAUGGAAUUGUGUUAUGGCUGCUUGCUUGAGCAUGGUUGAUAUUGUUCGAUCACUUCGUGCUGGAAAUGGUAUUCCCCCAAUAUUUAGACGUGGAGAGGUUCCCCAGAACCAACGGAGAAGAGCAAGAACCCAAAAUGAACAAGCAAACAUUAGAAAUGUUCGUCAAUGUCGCAACUAAAAUUUUCCAGGCCUGUUAUCGCAGGUCAACCAUAGAUACACUUAAGUGGUAAGCUCAAUUUUUUUUU
Molecule: messenger RNA, 1363 nt
Organism: Mucor mucedo
Lineage: Eukaryota; Fungi; Mucoromycota; Mucoromycetes; Mucorales; Mucoraceae
Exons: 4
Coding region: 7-1296 (429 amino acids)
Source: RefSeq, a predicted model, not a curated record